AUGUCUCACGAUAGUGAACUUCAACACACGGUACUUGUUGGGGUCAUCACUGUUGCGGUUAUUGGUGCUUCUGCGCUGAUAGCCCGGCAGUGGUGGGUGAACUCUCACAUCGCUCUGAAGAAGAACCGAUCGUUCAAAGCGAAACUGAUUGACAAGACUAACGUUAGUCAUGAUGUUCGCCGAUUUACCUUCGCCUUGCCACACGAGAACGACAUUCUUGGUCUCCCUAUUGGUCAUCAUGUGAAGCUUACUGCGAGCAUGCCCAACCCAAGGACUGGCCUGGGUCCUGUUGAGUCGGUCUCGCGGCCUUAUACUCCCACGACUCUGGAUGAUCGUCAUGGAUCUUUCCAAUUAGUCAUCAAAGUUUAUGCAAGUGGUGAGGAUGAGCGUCAUCCCGACGGUGGUUGGAUGUCGCAAUAUCUUGAUAAGUUGGUCCCAGGAAAGGAUUCUAUCGAUAUCUCUGGUCCUAUUGGUCGCCUCACAUACAAGGGCAAUGGGGUAUUCACUAUAGUUCGCAGUGAAUGUAAGAGCUGUAACGGUAUCAAGAACAUUGGCAUGAUUGCUGGGGGGACCGGCAUCACGCCUCACUACCAGAUCAUUCAGCAUAUCCUCAAAACGAAGGAUACUAUGAACAUGUCUUUGUUAUGUGCUAAUAGAACACCCGAUGAUGUUCUACUUGGCCCUGAGCUCUCUAUCCUUGCCCGCCAACAUCGUAAUCAGCUCAAGGUCUACCACACUGUGGAGAAUGCUUCGAAUAAUCCCAGCUGGAAUGGGUAUGUCGGUCGCGUUACCAAGGACAUGCUGAAGGACACCAUGCCCAAGCCUGGUCCGGAUACACUGAUCUUGUUAUGUGGCCCUAAGCCUAUGAACGAAGCGGCUAGAGACCUGCUCAAGGAGCUCGGCUAUGAUAAGAUCUACUAUUAAAUUUUUCCGCAGAAAGUUGCCAGAGUACCCCCCCCCCCCCCCGAUUUCUUUGACGCGGAAACUCGACUUGGGGGCGUAGAGUUUUUCAUAUCCACUCCGAGCGACCAAUACUCGAGAGUUACCAAUAUGUCAAUGAUUUGUUAUGGUUUCGCUUCCGACACUGAUCGCGAGA
This is a messenger RNA of Perkinsus marinus ATCC 50983, 1096 nucleotides long. Its product is annotated as NADH-cytochrome b5 reductase, putative. The coding region runs from base 1 to 924 and encodes 307 amino acids. The record is from RefSeq and is a predicted model, not a curated record. NCBI's taxonomy places the organism in Eukaryota, Perkinsozoa, Perkinsida, Perkinsidae. The transcript has 9 exons. Gene Ontology annotation, molecular function: oxidoreductase activity.